This is a messenger RNA of Bradysia coprophila, 3310 nucleotides long. Its product is annotated as transcriptional regulator ATRX homolog. The record is from RefSeq and is a predicted model, not a curated record. Gene Ontology annotation, molecular function: ATP hydrolysis activity; ATP binding. Gene Ontology annotation, cellular component: nucleus. NCBI's taxonomy places the organism in Eukaryota, Metazoa, Arthropoda, Insecta, Diptera, Sciaridae.
UGCUCGGGUCAUUGUGGUCAUUGUGCACCGGUUCAUAUUUAUUGUGAAAGUAAAAACUAAACGCAUGUACAUGUCGAAAGACAUUGCGUUAUGUACAGACAUUAAUUAUCGAAAAUUGACUUUAAUCGUUACCCGACAUCGCAUAUAGUUGCGGCCAAAUAUGAAUGGCUUACUGACAGUAUCAGAAAUAAAGGUUGAACCCGUUGAUCCGGACGAGUCAGAAUCAGUAUGGUCGACAUUGCCUCCAUCAAUUGUACAGAUUUCAGAGCCUGAAGAGGUGGGAAACAAAUUUGACGUAAUCAAAAAAGAGGUUUGUCAAACUAUUGCGGCGUACAAACAAAAAUUUGAACUUGAAGCGCAGCAACGCUUAAGCCUGGAAGUAGCGUUACGCAAAGAAGUGAAACAAAGACAGAGUUUGGAGCAACAAGUUAAGGACCUGACCGGACAAGUCGAGACUGUAUCUAAGGAAAGGAAUGACAUGAAAGAAGAACUGCGUCAGAGUCAACACAAUGUCAAACGUUUACAAGAUGAGCUAAAUUUGAAGGAAUUGGAAGCGAAUGACCUCAACAAGCAAUAUCAAAAACUACUAAAGGAAAAAGCUUCCUUCAACAAAAUCUUUAAAGAUCGUCUGGCAACCUUUCUCAACGACGUCUCAUUUCCUGAUGCCGACAACAAUUUAGAGAUAGAAUCAGACUUCCUUGAAACAUCAGGCCAAACAGACAAGAAACGUUCUAAUGGAUCUGACACACCAUCCGCUCAAGACGAGAGUAAUACGACGUCAAAACGAUUCAAGACGAGCAAUCCCAGUUCGCCCGAUUCACAUGCAAGCUUGACAUUUGAAUUCGUAAAAGAGAGUGAAUCGGUUGUGGAAGCUCAACCAAUUUUGAAUGAUUCAGACAUUCCAACAAAAACCGAGCCUCUUGACGAAAAUGCUGCAUCAAACAGAAUUGAAACUUCAAUGGACAAUGUUGAAUCUGAUUGGCGUGGUGAUGUCAGCAGUUAUCUGGAUAUCGUGCUAAAUGAAAAACACGUCGAUGAAAAUUCAAAUCAUGAACGCCAGUGUCGAUCUGCCGGCAAUAGUGACAUGGCUGUUUCACUCUAUGAAAAUCCCAUUUCCAAUAAGCCGAGAAGUGUCAGAAGAAAUAUCAAAAGAAUUAUGGAAUACGAGAGCCUAACUCAGGAAACAAAACAAGCUUAUCAACAAGAGAAGGAACGGAAAAAGCAAUAUGCUCGACGAAUUCAAAAGUAUAACGAAACGUAUGGCAAAUUACCGGGCGAACUCAAUCAGAUGGACCAAAUAUUAUUGGAUUUCGAUCUGAACACCAAAUCCGAACUGUUGGCGGUUGAUAAACGACUGUCGACUAAAUUAAAACCACAUCAAUGCGAAGGCGUAAAAUUUAUGUGGGACGCAUGCUUCGAAUCUAUCGAAAAAUUACAUGGCAACAACGGAAGUGGUUGCAUUCUAAGUCACUGCAUGGGCCUGGGCAAAACGCUGCAAGUUAUCACAUUGGUGCAUACUCUGCUGCGACACAGCGACAAAACGAAUGUGAAGAAAGUUCUGAUCAUUUGUCCGGUGAACGUAAUUCUGAAUUGGGUCGAUGAGUUCGACAUUUGGCUGAAGUCGUUUCCCAAACAUGAAAGUGUCAAAGUCUUCGAAUUGGUGUCGAAUCCAGAUGACCGGACAAAUCAGUUGAGACAUUGGCAUUUAAAUGGUGGCGUUCUUAUCAUCGGGUACAGAAUGUUUCAGAUGAUGUAUCAAAACAUGGAACGACAAUUGCCAACCACCUAUGAAUCCACCCUUUCGUACAAGGCUCUCAUCAAUCCAGGUGCCGAUGUGGUUGUUUGUGACGAGGGCCACUUACUCAAAAAUCCAUCUUCUCAACUCAGUGCCACUAUUAAUAAAAUUCGUACGCUGCGACGCAUUGUGUUGACGGGCACCCCUUUGCAAAAUAACCUCAAGGAAUAUUUUGCAAUGGUUGAAUUCGUAAAGCCUAGACUAUUAGGCACAGAAAAAGAGUUCAGCAAUCGCUUCAUUGGACCUAUUGUUAAUGGUCAGUUUGUUGACUCCACCGAAGCGGAUAUUACAUUGAUGAAAUAUCGAGCCUACAUUCUCCACAAAUUGCUAGAGGGAUGUGUCCACCGUCGAGAUUACUCUGUUUUGGCCCAAUUUUUACCACCGAAAGAAGAACAUGUACUGUUUAUACGCUUGACGAAAAAACAGAUGGACUUGUACAAGUAUUACAUGGUAAAUUUCAUUGUGAGCAAGCCGGUCAAUGAUCUGCCACCGUUGCGAAGAAUAUGCAAUCAUCCCAUGGUCUUGGCCGACUUUGAGGAUCGUCACAAGUUGAAACCAUCAACGUCCGAUAAAACUGACACAGAUCGUCAGGCUGGCGAAAAUUUACCACAUAAACCGAACGGCUGGUGGAAACCAAUAUGCAGUGGUUACCAGCUUGAGAUGUCUAACAAAAUGCUCAUACUAUCGACCAUUUUGAGUGAAUGUGAAAUGCGUAACGAAAAGGUGGUUGUGUUCUCGGGUUGUUUGUCGACGCUUAAUGUUAUCGAACAUUUUCUGAAAAACAUAACGGAAACAACGCGAAACGUGAAGGCUUCGUCAACGGACUACAGAGGAGUGUGGAAACGUGAUUUGGAUUAUUCACGUUUGGAUGGUGGACAGAACGCUGAAAAGCGGAAAAGAGACGUCACAAGAUUUAACAAAGAAACGAAUACGCGAACCAGAUUAUUCCUGAUUUCGACGAAAGCUGGAAGCCUGGGCAUAAAUUUGAUUGCAGCCAACAGAGUCGUAAUAUUUGAUGCGUCAUGGAAUCCCUCAGACGAUAUUCAGAGCAUUUUCCGUGUGUACCGUAUCGGUCAAGAGAAAAAAUGCUACAUUUAUCGAUUCGUGUCGCUGGGCACGAUGGAAGAGAAAAUUUACGAUCGUCAGGUCUCAAAAUUGAGCAUCGCCAAACGGGUCAUCGACAAGCACCAAAUCGGUCGGCACUACAAAGAGGAAGACUUACAGCAAUUGUAUAGCAUCGACAAUCUCGAUCCACCAACGAAAGAACAUACAUACGCUCCGACUGAAGACUGCUUACUCAAUGUCAUAUUCCGAAAAUAUGGAGACAUUGUUUACAAACAUCACGACCACGAUUCGCUGUUGGAAAACGUGGCCGAAGAGACUGUAACAGAGGAAGAUGUUGGUGAUUUCUGGGAAAUAUUUGAAUAAUUUCUCAAUUCCAUUGAAUUAUUUCAUCAUUUAUGAUGGUUCGUUUGAGACGAACAUUUCCAUAACAAUAAAUACUUUGAACUGAAG